Molecule: messenger RNA, 1272 nt
Organism: Nycticebus coucang (slow loris)
Lineage: Eukaryota; Metazoa; Chordata; Mammalia; Primates; Lorisidae
Gene: DENND10
Product: DENN domain containing 10
Exons: 9
Coding region: 185-1147 (320 amino acids)
Biological process (GO): regulation of early endosome to late endosome transport; protein transport
Cellular component (GO): late endosome
Molecular function (GO): guanyl-nucleotide exchange factor activity; small GTPase binding
Source: RefSeq, a predicted model, not a curated record
GGCCGGGCCGGGCGGCGGGCUGGGAGCCGGAGCGGCGCGCGCUGCGGCGGAAGAUGGCUGCGGCUGAGGCGGCCGACACUCAGCUGAUGCUCGGAGUCGGGCUGAUCGUGACCAUCUUUCCACCAUAGAAAAGGACACAAAUGGAGAAGUUCUAUGGGUGUGGUGUUAUCCUUCUACGACAGCCAUGCUAAGAAAUCUGCUGCUGCGAAAAUGCUGCCUUAUGGAUGAAAACAAACUUCUCCAUCCCUUUGUCUUUGGUCAGUAUAGAAGGACAUGGUUUUAUAUCACAACAAUUGAAGUUCCAGAUUCUUCAGUUUUGAAAAAGGUGACUCAUUUUUCUAUUGUUCUGACCGCCAAAGAUUUUAACCCAGAGAAAUAUGCCGCCUUCACUAGGAUAUUGUGUAGAAUAUAUCUGAAACAUGGGAGCCCAGUUAAAAUGAUGGAGAGUUAUAUUGCAGUUCUCACAAAGGGGAUAUGUCAGAGUGAAGAAAAUGGCUCUUUCCUUUGCAAGGAUUUUGAUGCUCGAAAGGCAUAUCUUGCUGGAUCUAUCAAAGACAUUGUAUCUCAGUUUGGAAUGGAAACUGUUAUCUUACAUACAGCAUUGAUGCUAAAGAAAAGAAUUGUCGUCUAUCACCCUAAAAUAGAAGCCGUCCAGGAGUUUACCAGGACUCUGCCUGCCCUGGUGUGGCAUCGACAGGACUGGACCAUUCUUCACUCCUACGUGCACCUCAGCGCAGACGAGCUGGAAGCCCUGCAGAUGUGCACAGGUUACAUCGCUGGGUUUGUAGACUUGGAGGUAAGCAACAGACCAGACCUCUACGAUGUGUUUGUGAAUCUGGCAGAUAAUGAAAUUACCAUUGCUCCACUUGCAAAAGAGGCCAUGACAAUGGGCAAAUUGCACAAAGAAAUUGGUCAGCUAAUUGUUCAGUCUGGAGAAGAUCCGGAGAAAUCAGACAACCAGGUUAUACAGGAUAUUGCCCUAAAAACCAGAGAAAUCUUAGCCAACCUAGCACUGUUUUCAGAAGUUUCGGAUGAUGGAGAAAAGCGAGUCCUCAAUUUGGAGGCACUGAAGCAGAAACGAUUUCCACCAGCAACAGAAAACUUCCUUUAUCAUCUAGCAGUAGCCGAACAGAUGCUGAAAAUCUGACUCUGCCAGAAUGUGUUCCUGACGACUGAUAGAAAACCCUUUCACUCUGUCCAUUAACUAUGUAAAAUACUGAAAGUAACAGAGAAACGUUAUAUUUUUAAUGAUUUGACCUUAAAAACAUUGAA